ACGACAUUUGAAUAUUCCGAUAACAAGAAAUUUAGCCGGAAAUAAUUAAUCAUCACCGAAUCAAUUAACCGGUGGAAGAAGAAGAAUGAACACGCCGAUGUCGAUGUUGAACCCGCGUGGGCGCGUGCUACCGUUUUCGGAGAAGGAGAGAACCGAAGAGGAGACCGAAACACUGGAAUCGAGCCUCCUGCAGCUGAUCGAAGACAACCGUCGAUCGUCGCUACAGCUCCGGGAAAAGACAGAGAGAUCGAGGAAAGAGGCGAUCAGACACGCGGCGAGAACGGCGGAUCUGCUGGUGAAGGCGGUGAACGGAGGAGUGGAGGAGUGUUUCGUCAACGAGAAACGGAUCGAGGCGGAGAUAAGAUCUCUGGCGGUCACGGUGGCGCGGUUCGGCAAACAGACGGAUCAGUGGCUCGCCGCCACUCACGCCGUUAAUAGCGCCGUCAAGGAGAUUGGAGAUUUUGAGAAUUGGAUGAAGACGAUGGAGUUUGAUUGCAAGAAAAUAACUGCUGCAAUUCGUAACAUUCACGAAGAUCACUAAGGUUCUGUCUGAGAGUAGUGGCGAUUCAAGAUCAUGAACAAUUUUUUUUCUGUCUGAAUAUGUUUAUCUACUGUUUCUUAAAACAAGUUGUCUCAAAAUUCAAAAAUGUACAGAGAUCAUGUUGACAUUUGCCUCCUUGAGCUCUUUUUUUGUUCAGUCUCCUUGUAUUUGUUUUAUGUAUUCUUGCUUUCACUUUC
This is a messenger RNA of Brassica napus (rape), 738 nucleotides long. Its product is annotated as biogenesis of lysosome-related organelles complex 1 subunit 1. Gene Ontology annotation, biological process: endosomal transport. The record is from RefSeq and is a predicted model, not a curated record. The transcript has 2 exons. NCBI's taxonomy places the organism in Eukaryota, Viridiplantae, Streptophyta, Magnoliopsida, Brassicales, Brassicaceae. The coding region runs from base 86 to 541 and encodes 151 amino acids. Gene Ontology annotation, cellular component: BLOC-1 complex.